GUUUGUUAGCAGGUUUAGUUUGUGCUGAGCUAGGCUAGCUUUAGACACUGCCAACAUCAGUGGCUAUGGCUUUUGGGUUUGGCCUUAGUGUGAUCUUGCUCCUGUCUGUGUGGACAACUGCAAAAUGUGAUCAUGUUCCCAAUGAAGUUCUUCAUAUGGAGUGUCGUGAUCGUUACUUCAUGAUAGCUGUUGAUCUCUUCUACACUGGGAAUGAACCUUCCUUUGAGGCUGUUGAUGAAACAGGUGUGUACCCCAUCACUAAGCAGUAUGCAGCAAAGUGCGGCUACAGUGUCAGUGUUUUCCCUGCAUCGGGACAUGUGGAGCUCAGAGCCUCUUACUUCAGCUGCCAUGCUGACAACAAGAAGGAUGAAGUGUUCACAUUCAACUUCAACCUAAUUGUGACACACAAAGGAAAGGAAGUCACCUAUGCUUUGAACAAGACCUGUUCUCCCUCUCUACCUUGGUCUCCCAGAGAGGUCACCUGUGAGGUCAACUACAUGGAAGUCACUGUGAGUAGUGAUGUGGCCUGUCCAGGGACAAAGAAGGGUGAUUGGGAUGCUGUUGUCAAAACGGCUUAUGCCUCAGCCACUGCAGAUUGGCAGGUGAUGUUUCAGAAGGUGCAGCAGGAGCUGUUGCCCAUUAGCCUUAAAACUGCUAAGACGCACGGCUAUGCAUUUGACUUGACAGAUGGAAGGCUUGUAUUUCGUACUCCGUAUGGACAACCUGAAUCAUACAGCAAUGAGGUGAAUGGUGUUCCAGUAGAGGUGGUCCAUGCAACACUUUUCUCAAGACAAAGCUGGGUUUUAGUCAUGGUUGACCUGGUGGCUGCUUGCUCCAUGCACAAAGGAUCAUAUGACAACAGUGGCUACAUUAUGUGGGAGACUCCUGAGGUGCUCCAUCCGUUGGUGUCAGGUCAUAACAGGAUGCAGGUCAACAUUGGAGUCAAUGGUGAACUUGUGGCGCAGCCAGUUGCAGAGAAGAGAGGCUACAUUGUGAAGCUGCAAAACUCCACAGUUGAGAUCAGCAUCCCCUAUAGUGCUGAAGGAGGAUACAGGAAGAGCAUUGUGUCUGGGAACCUCUACGAGUUCUACAUGUUUCAUUUCUACUUUGAGCAAAUCUCACUGGAUGGGGAUCAUGUUGACACCAGACUUCGUGUUCACAGGACACUUGCCACUCCCCUGGUGCCACGCCCUGUUUCCACUGCAAACAGAACAGUUUCUGAGGAGCGCACAUUCACUGUCUACCUCGGGGACAUCCCUGAAGAUGUUGCGUUGGCUGCGGUUCAUUUGAAUGGACAGGAAUUUACAGUUCCGUUUACAAAUGCAAGCAGAGCCAAGAUCACAAAAGUUGUCGUUGCCAACCACACUCAUGGCUACACUCUGAAGGUGCCUUUUGAUGACUCUGUCGUCAAGCAGCGGUUAAUCAAAAGUGCAACAAUUAUGCACAUGCUGGACAUCAACUACACAUUGACCGUUCUGCCGGAAAAUGAGCCUUUUUACCAAGUAACAUCAGUGAUGGCGUUAACUAAUGCCUCUUCUCCAGCCUUUGAUGCUGUCUGUUCGGAGUCUGGCAUCAGCUUUAAACUGGACCACCGGCCUAUUGACUACCUUUGGGAGAUCUGCAUCGGCUCAGAGCUGCUGACAUCAGAGCUGGCAGCUAAGCACGGCUACAUCAUGAGUAACAAUACCCAGAGACUGCUGCUCGAGGUGCCGCUCUUCACUCUUGGCUACAAGUACAAGGACAUUACUUUGAACGGCUUCUUUGGCACUUUUGAGCUCCUCAUGCGGGACCAUCAAACAGUUGAGGUUCAAAAUUCAACUGUAAAGACUUGUCAGUUCUCAGCUACUGAACUCAUUGUGUGUUCAGCUGAUGGCAGGAUAACUGUUUUGGCUGACUUGCCUUCGGUCAUCACAAGUGAAGGAGAUCCUGCUAGAAUCAACCUGGUAGACAGAAACUGUGUACCCAAAGAGAUGGACGGCACCAGGGCUCUCUUUUCUUUUCCAAUAAACAGCUGUGGCGCCACAGUCAAGCUUGGCAAGGAGUAUGUGACUUAUGAAAAUGACAUUUUCUUCAGCAAAAAGUCUCAUGGUCAAGCUGACUCCAGCAAUGCUUCUCACAGGGUGACGAUGCAGUGUACAUAUCCUCUGGCUGGACUGUUGCGUCUUUUUUUAGUAUACAGGUUUGAGUCUGACACCGCUGGUGUUGGCCGUAUUGUGCAUUUUGCACACUCCAGUGAAGGUCUGAGGCCCACCAUAAAGCCCACAACAAUUCUUCAAACACCAUUGUCCACGCAAAAAGUUUCAAUUCAACCUGCUUAUGCUCAGUAUCUCAACGUAUCUAGCGUUCCAAACAAUAUCUCAAAAAACAUUGCCCGCUUUUCAGAGAACAUGGCCAGCUUUUUAAAGAACAUAUCCAGCUUCCCAAACAAUCUUUUCAGAGAACGUUGCCAGCGUCCCAAAGAAUAUAUCCAGUUUUCCAAACAAUGUCUCAAAUAA
Messenger RNA from Etheostoma cragini (Arkansas darter), 2495 nucleotides. RefSeq names its product zona pellucida protein AX 4 (gene zpax4). The coding region runs from base 66 to 2495 and encodes 809 amino acids. NCBI's taxonomy places the organism in Eukaryota, Metazoa, Chordata, Actinopteri, Perciformes, Percidae. The record is from RefSeq and is a predicted model, not a curated record. The transcript has 19 exons.